Carica papaya (papaya) is the source of this 800-nucleotide messenger RNA. The record is from RefSeq and is a predicted model, not a curated record. NCBI's taxonomy places the organism in Eukaryota, Viridiplantae, Streptophyta, Magnoliopsida, Brassicales, Caricaceae.
GGUACCUUCUCUUCUUCCUCCGCAAAUCCAACAACAACGAAGAUCCAUUUCUAUUGAAACAUAUACAUACAUACAUAUAAAAUAUAUAUAUAUAUAUAUAAUGAUAAAGAUGUCGUUUCAGAAACAAACCCUUUUCAUUUCUUCACUCAUCGUUCUCUGGUACUCAUCCAACAUUGGCGUUCUCCUGCUCAACAAGUUCUUAUUGUCCAAUUAUGGAUUCCGUUUCCCAAUCUUCCUCACAAUGUGCCACAUGGCGGCUUGCGCCUUGCUCAGCUACCUCUCCAUUGUAUUCCUGAAGGUCGUGCCAUUGCAGGCUAUCAAAUCUAGGCAGCAGCUCUUUAAGAUUGCAACUUUGAGCGUCGUCUUCUGUGGGUCUGUUGUCGGAGGGAAUGUCUCGCUUAGGUAUCUGCCUGUGUCGUUUAACCAGGCUGUUGGAGCCACGACGCCGUUUUUCACCGCCUUGUUCGCUUAUCUCAUGACUCUUAAGAGGGAGGCUUGGGUUACCUACGCUGCUCUCGUGCCUGUUGUUGCUGGUGUCGUGAUUGCAAGUGGGGGGGAGCCUAGUUUUCACUUGUUUGGAUUUAUUAUGUGCAUCAGUGCAACUGCUGCUAGGGCCUUCAAAUCAGUUCUUCAGGGAAUCCUGCUUUCUUCUGAAGGGUAAUUGCUUCUUUACUUUUAAUUCAUGUCUCUGCUGCAUAAAUACAGCAACAGAUUUGUUGAAAUGAAGAAAAAUAAGUGAACAUGACAUGGUUGGAAACCGUAUCCGACACUUAUAAUAUGGAAAAGAAGAGAAGGCAAAA